Molecule: messenger RNA, 780 nt
Organism: Exophiala aquamarina CBS 119918
Lineage: Eukaryota; Fungi; Ascomycota; Eurotiomycetes; Chaetothyriales; Herpotrichiellaceae
Product: ubiquitin-conjugating enzyme E2 R
Exons: 3
Coding region: 1-780 (259 amino acids)
Biological process (GO): protein polyubiquitination; proteasome-mediated ubiquitin-dependent protein catabolic process
Molecular function (GO): ubiquitin conjugating enzyme activity
Source: RefSeq, a predicted model, not a curated record
AUGUCUCAGACCGUGCUCAUGAAGGAGUAUAAGGCUUUGGCCAAAGAGAAAUGGGUACAGAUCGACAUCGACGAGGAGAAUAUCUACCAUUGGAAUCUGGCACUGAUGGUCCUGAACCCUGACUCUCUUUACUAUGGAGGCUAUUUCAAAGCACAAAUGACCUUUCCCAAGGACUACCCUUACAAACCGCCAGACUUCCGUUUCACCAAACCACUGUGGCAUCCCAAUAUCUACGCCGAUGGUCGGCUGUGCAUAUCCAUCCUACACGCACCCGGCGAAGAUCUCAUGUCUGGUGAAUCUGCCGGCGAACGGUGGUCCCCAGCACAGCGAGUAGAGUCCGUCCUCAUCUCUAUUCUUUCUCUACUCGAUGAUGCCGAAAUCUCAUCCCCCGCCAACGUCGAUGCUAGCGUAAUGUUCAGAGACGAUAAGGAGGCAUUCAAGGCUCGAGUCAAGCAAGACGUGGACGCAUCCAAGAUCGACAUUCCCAAGGGCUUCGUUCUGCCUACGCACGAAUCGUCCAAACCUGUCAUGGAGAAGAUCGACGAUGACUUUUGGAAUGAUAGCGACGCCGAAGAUGUGGACUUCGAUGACUUCGACGACUUCGACGACGAUGCAGCCAAUGGAAGUGAAUCCGAUGCUGACCUCAACAAUGAAUCGGAAGAUGAUGAGAACUACGAUGACGAUGUGGACGACGAGGACACCGAGCAUGGAAGGAGCCAUGGGAAGGGGAAGGCACGUGAGGACAGACUGGACUCCGAUAUGACUCAGCCGGAUGAUUGA